AAGAGAAAACGUGAAAGCUCUUUCAAAUGUGCCCCAGAAGACCAACAGAUCUUUCGCCGUCUAGUCUUCUUCUUCUUUCCAAAUGAUGACAAAAACCCAGUUCGUCGUAUGCGAAUCAACAAAGCACGUGAGUAUGGUGCAGUCUGGCAGCGCGACUUUGACGACCAGGUAACGCAUGUCGUAUCGGACAAGAACAUGGAUUUUGCCUCUCUACUGAAGUGGCUCAAGUUGGAGCAGCUGCCCACACAAGUCAAGGCAGUAUCAGAGGCCUGGCCUGCCGAAUGUCUGGCCUACAAGACCCUUUUAGAUCCGACACAUCCGCGAUUUACAAUCAAAGGCCAACAGCAGCGAGUGGCGCCCCAAGUGCCAUCUACAAAGCCAUCAGUCAGCGUGGAAAAAGCAGCAGUGAUUGACUUCGCUGAUGAGCCGGAGCCUUCUCGUGUUCCUGCAAGCUUCAUUGAUAUGACCAUUGACAGUAGCAAAGAGCUAGACGAUGCCAUUGCACGCGCGAGACAGCUUCAACACAUACCCCUCGAUGAUGAAGAGGCCAACAGCCGACCCAUCAGCUCCGAAGGUCCACUGUCAGAAGAAGAGUCUGGAUCGGGUGGCCUCAAACUCUUGGCACAACGUACAACCCAGCGGAAAAGGUUACAGGAGCAAGAGAAAUGGCAGUGCAUGCAGAAGCACGAUGGCAAAAAGUCGGGCAAUCCGAAUGAAGCCACAAUUAAUAUCCUUCAGCAGAUGGCAGACUACUACGGCCAGCUUGGAGAUGAGUGGCGAAUCAGGGCAUACCGCAAAGCCAUUGCGACAUUGCGUAACCAUCCGGUCAAGGUGAGCACCAAAGAACAAGCUGGAGCCCUGCCAAACGUCGGCCCUCGAUUAGCGGAGAAGAUAGAGGAGAUUGCCUUCACAAAUCGACUGAGACGACUGGACAACGCCAAGGCAGAACCUCGAGACCAAGUUUUGCAGACAUUCAUGGGAGUAUAUGGCGCAGGCCUGAAGAAGGCCACGGAAUGGGUGGAGCAAGGAUAUACAACACUUGACGAGCUCAUGGAGAAAGCAGAGCUUACGGAAAACCAGCGCAUUGGAAUAGAGCACUACGAGGACUUCAAGACACGCAUCCCUCGUGCCGAAGUCGCUGAGCACGGCAGUAUCGUACGCCGAGCUCUGCAUGAGAUUGAUCCAGCAUUCGAAGUGAUCAUCGGUGGCUCCUAUCGACGCGGCGCUGCCACGUCAGGCGAUAUCGACUGCCUGAUCACCCGUCCCGACACAGGCCCCGAUCAUCUCCGAAACAUCGUCUUGGGUCAAUUAGUCCCGCGACUGACCGCCGCAAAAUUCCUCGUCGCUAGUCUCGCCAUCACUUCUCGCGAUGACGGAAGUAAAUGGCACGGCGCGUCUUGUCUUCCUGGGAGCAAAAUUUGGCGUCGCCUCGACUUGCUUCUAGUCCCAUCAGAUGAACUCGGAGCCGCAUUACUGUACUGGACCGGAAACGACAUUUUUAAUCGAAGCUUACGACUCCUGGCGAGCACGAAAGGUCUGCGUCUCAAUCAACGGGGGCUGUACAAGGAUGUCUUGCGAGGGAAAGCACGUGUCAAGCUCACGGAUGGUACCCUGGUCGAAGGUAAAGACGAGAAGAAGAUUUUUGCGGCUUUGGGAGUGCCUUGGCGGCCGCCUGAGCAUCGUAUGUGUUGA
Molecule: messenger RNA, 1692 nt
Organism: Pseudocercospora fijiensis CIRAD86
Lineage: Eukaryota; Fungi; Ascomycota; Dothideomycetes; Mycosphaerellales; Mycosphaerellaceae
Exons: 1
Biological process (GO): double-strand break repair via nonhomologous end joining
Cellular component (GO): nucleus
Molecular function (GO): DNA-directed DNA polymerase activity; DNA binding
Source: RefSeq, a predicted model, not a curated record